Engraulis encrasicolus (European anchovy) is the source of this 2126-nucleotide messenger RNA. RefSeq names its product gap junction gamma-1 protein-like. The transcript has 6 exons. The coding region runs from base 215 to 1525 and encodes 436 amino acids. The record is from RefSeq and is a predicted model, not a curated record. Gene Ontology annotation, biological process: cell-cell signaling. Gene Ontology annotation, molecular function: gap junction channel activity. Gene Ontology annotation, cellular component: connexin complex. Lineage: Eukaryota; Metazoa; Chordata; Actinopteri; Clupeiformes; Engraulidae.
GUCACAUGUCUCAGGCAUCGACACCGAAGGGGUUAAAAAGGCUACGGAUGUUAAUGAAGUUCAGCGGUGAAAGCGAAGGGGCAGUUAUUGUGGAAAACAGACACGGCAGAUUGGUCAGCGUUCAGAGGUACUGCGAACAAACUUCUGAAGCCGCAAGGGCUCCCCAUUAUAAUCACCCCAUCACUCCCUUCACCCCUCCUCCUCCUCCAUCAUCAUGAGUUGGAGCUUCAUAACGCACCUCCUGGAGGAGAUCUCCAACCACUCCACGUUUGUGGGCAAGGUGUGGCUGACGCUGCUGAUUGUGUUUCGCAUCGUGCUGACGGUGGUGGGUGGAGAGACCAUCUACCACGAUGAGCAGAGCAAUUUCGUAUGCAACACGCAGCAGCCCGGCUGUGACAACGUAUGCUACGAUGCAUUCGCACCGCUGUCCCACAUACGAUUCUGGGUUUUCCAGGUGAUCCUCAUCACGACUCCCUCCAUCAUGUACCUGGGCUAUGCCAUGCACCGUAUCGCCCGGUCCGUGGAUGAUGACUACAAGCCUCGCAACCGUCGCCGAGCGCCUGCCGUAUCCCGGGGCAACCACCUGCGAGACUUUGAGGAGAUGGACGAGACGGGCGAAGAGGUUCCCAUGAUCCUCGCUGAGGACACAGGGUCAGAUCGAGGCAGCGUUGGCAAGGGGACUGCCUCCAAGGAAACGGGUGCGGAGGCGGCUGCCAAGGAGGCGGAGGGCGGGGUCAAGAAGCAUGACGGGCGGCGGCGUAUCCUGAGAGACGGUCUGAUGAAGGUGUACGUGGCGCAGCUGCUGUCCAGGAUCGGGUUCGAGGUGGCCUUCCUGUUUGGCCAGUACCGACUCUAUGGACUCAACGUGGAGCCCUCGUAUGUCUGCAACCGCAGCCCCUGUCCUCAUCAUGUGGACUGCUUUGUGUCGAGGCCGACAGAGAAGACCAUCUUCCUGAUCAUCAUGUACGUGGUGAGCGCCCUCUGUCUGCUCCUCACCUUCCUGGAGAUCUGUCACUUGGGCAUCGGUGGCAUCCGGGACUCCCUCCGUGGCAAAGCCUCCUCGCGUCACCACCGCAGCCCUCCACACCCGCCCCUGCACCCCCACCGACUGCAGCCCUCCUCUGGGUACUCCAGCCAUCACGGUUCCGCCAUGGCCCUCAAGCAGGCCCCUCCAGGUUACCACGCCGCCCUGAAGAAGAACCACGCCCCAGCCUCCUCCACGGUGACCAAGCUCCGCCCUGAAUUCCUGGUUCAGGCACACGGGCCUGUGGGUGGGGGUCGCGGUGGUGACCUUGAGGACCCUGCGGGGUCAUCUGGAGGUCGCGACCUUGACCGCAUGAGGCGUCACCUGCGCAUGGCGCAGCAGCACCUGGAUCAGGCGUACACCACGGAGACGAUGACGGGCCCGGGAUCCCGGAGCAGUAGCCCGGUGUCCAGUAGCCAUCACCAUGCAGCUGCCACGGAGCAGAACCAGAUCAACUACGCACAGGAGAAACAGGCCAGCGACACGGGUGUGAAUGCCUGAGGGCCCUGUAGUUCUCUGAAGCUGCCUUCCCGUCCCACAGCUCACACUGGCAAUCAGGACUAACAACCAGGUGUGGGGACGGCAAUCAGAGACCUGCUGUGUGUGUGACGAAGCCUAUAUUGGUGCGAAUGUGUCUUGAGUUGUGUGUGUGUUUGUACUGGAAAGGUGCCUUGCAGUAUUAAGGCUGGUGAAUACGGGCACCCAAAGCUCCAGAGAUCAAUGAAAUGUAGGGGGCCCAAAGCCUUCCUGGUCACAAAGCCAGAGAGAUAUUUCAAGUCUUCCUCCUGCGUUAGGACAUUUCAAGUUUUUUUUUUAUCUGUUUCUUCUUUGUGCCUUGCCUCCCUUCUUCUCCCCUGAGCCUGUCUCAUCCCCCUCUACUGCUCUGGGCCUGUCUAACCCCUGUCCUACUGCCCUGGCAUGUUGUACCCCAUCCUAGUGCCCUGGUCCCUACCCCACUCUGCUGCCAUGGACCUGUCUUUCCCCCACAAUACUCCCCUGGACCUGUCUUACCCCCCUCCUACUCCCCUGGACCUGUCUUACCCCCUUCCUACUCCCCUGGACCUGUCUUACCCCCUUCCUACUCCCCUGGACCCGUUUUACU